Blastomyces dermatitidis ER-3 is the source of this 3705-nucleotide messenger RNA. RefSeq lists its product as uncharacterized. Gene Ontology annotation, cellular component: extracellular region. The coding region runs from base 1887 to 3242 and encodes 451 amino acids. NCBI's taxonomy places the organism in Eukaryota, Fungi, Ascomycota, Eurotiomycetes, Onygenales, Ajellomycetaceae. The record is from RefSeq and is a predicted model, not a curated record. The transcript is spliced from 5 exons.
CUUGCACCAUUUCGAUUCCGCGUACUCUGUAUACGGCACGUUCAUUGUUGCUAUUCGGAAUCUUUUUCUCUCGUCUCCGCAUAGUGCAAAUCCUGUUCAUUUUACUUUUCAUCCCUACCCACCGUCGAUUCGCCAGGUUUCUUUCGUUCCCAAGCUCGGCAUUCUAUUUAUUUUGGGGAACUUGGUAGACUGUCGUUGCAUUGCUAAAGAAAAAGAUACACAAUCCUUGAUCCAUAUCGACAGCCUUAAAAUGAGCCACUGAGCGAAGCCAGGAUACUACCUGUCAGGUUUCAAGCAGCGAACCUAGAAUACCUAGUUCCUUCACACCCCCUUCGAAGUGCGUUUUGAAAUGGUGGAGACCCUGUCGCAACAAAAUUGUCAACUCACACCGGCCGCCUCGUCUGCAUAAACUCAGCUCCUCCGACACGGUUUCCAUCGGUUAAAUCGCCAAGGUGUUCUCCCAGACAAGGUUUCUCCAGAGUGAUAGAAGCGACAAUACCCAAGGACGGACGUUGGGCCUGGCGCCGCUAAUAAUCUGGGGAACAUUUUUGGCUUUCGCGAGAGCCUAACCUGCAGAUCUCACAACCCUUAGCAUCAAUCAUUAUCACCGCCGUCAAGGAUACACAAUAAUAUUAAUAAAACAUCCUGUUUUGAAGCCUGGACUUGGCGGCUCUUUUGGAGGCGCAACUUCGGGCCGCCUUGGCGCGCGAUAACUAGUUAAUGCCUGCCGCGUUUUCUUUUAGUCUCAUUCUACGCUGCGUAUAGCGACACCCUCCGGGCUCACUAUAUCGUGAAGCGGAUGGCUCGCAAAUCCCCCUGAGCAAAUACUACUCUGCUAUUUUCCCCGCGUUCUGUGCUAAACCUUGCUUUUACCCACAACAUGGUUGGGAUUUUAUGCAGUUUUUCUCUUUCGAAGACAAAUGGAUCCAAAUGCUUUAAUGCUUACACGUUGGCCGUGAUAUCACGGGCGUGCGGUGCGAGCUUGCCCUAACUAAUGAUGAUUCUUCCGCCAAAAGGAAAUAAAAAAAUCUCCAGAAAAAAAGCCUGAUACGUUUAACCAUCUCAACGGACAAAUGGUCCAAGGAUCGCCUUGGGGUGAACAAGCUAGGAAAGUUUAACGGGAUAUAUGGCCAGGGCCGUUCAAGACGGACUCCAUUUCAUAGACUGACAAAAUUGUGACAAUCAGGACUUACCCCCAGAUUAGUCCGAAAUUGGCGAUGAUCGAUGUUUCAUAGACAGGGACCAAAAUCCACUGACACAGCAGACAGUCCUCUACCAGCCGUCAGCCGAGCAUCACCGCGGCAGAGCUGGAGUCGGGAGGAACAUGAAAGUUUGUACUAUUUCAUAUGCCUCCAUCCGCCAGGGCCCGAAAUUGCACGGCACCCUACCGUGGGCAAGACUUCUCCGCAUAUCAAAUCCCUCUUUUCGAGAAGAUGUUUCUUUCCACGAUUCCAAAUCCAGGGCAGGAAUCCGUUCUUCGGCUUGGCUGCUGAGUUUUUGACUGUCUAAUUCGCCCGCUGUGAAUCAGCUGGCCUCUGAUCAUCACACCCUAGUUUGCUAGACACAAGCUCUAGAGAUCCCUGUUUAUCACUUGGAAGACAUACACAGUACAGUAUUCCCCGUGAGUACCCAUGCGACACAUGGUAAGCGAUCCUCCUAGCUCUGGAUGUCCGGGAUAGGGGAGGAGUAUUGAGGAGCUGCUAAGGCUGCGCAUGGGUCACCAUGAUUGUUAUGUUGUUCUCACUGGGGAGUUAUAAAGGGGACACCGCGCCUGGCAAGAUGUGUUGGAUAUACUCCUCCGUCGAUAGUGACCUUCAUCCGUUCGAGCAAUCUUUGACUUACAAAUUCCCAUUCUCGAAGUGUGCCCUUGGUUUGACUAUCUCAAGAUGAAGCUCUCCCUUCUCGCCCCCCUUGUGGCGGCCGGCCUGGCAGUGGCCGGCAGUCUACAGGCCGAGAAAAACAUGCUGCAGAUGCAGCGCCUCAUGGACAUGAAGCUCGCUGCUCAGGAGAAGCUACGCAAGGAAGGAUUCUUUGAUGAAGGUCGAUUCAAGUCUAUCAAGAGAGAGGAGCGUUGCGUUAACGGCAAGGCCGGCGAGUUCAGCUGCAAGAAUGUGGACAUGACAUCCUUCCUGAGCCAUCAGGACAUGGGAAGUCGCACGCGGCGAGGCAACGAUGUUUGGGGUUGGAAUGCCGAUGACGGUCGUGAGUUCGUUGCGGUCGGACAGACUGACGGCACUGCAUUUGUCGAGGUUCUGAAGGGUGGUAAGCUUAAAUACCUUGGCCGAUUGCCGACGCAGACCCAGUCAAGCACAUGGCGCGACAUGAAAGUCAUUGAUGGAUACGUCUACAUCGGCUCAGAAGCCCCGGGCCAUGGCUUGCAAGUCUUUGAUAUGCGGAAGCUGGCUAAGGUGAAAGGUAGACCAGUAACCUACGACAUCAGGAGGGAUCUCACAGCCUGGUUCAGAGGUUUUGGUAGCUCUCACAACAUCGUCGCGCAUGAGGACGCCAAAAUGAUCUAUGCCGUCGGCACGGGACGAACCACCCCAUGCAGAGGUGGAUUGUACAUGGUUGAUGUUUCCAACCCUGCUAGGCCUACAUCUCCUGGCUGUGCCAGUCAAGAUGGAUACGUCCAUGACGCCCAAUGUGUCAUUUACGAUGGCCCAGACGAGAGAUACACUGACCGCCAGAUCUGCUUCAACUACAACGAGGACACCCUCACCAUCGUCGACGUAACCGACAAAUCCAACCCCGUGCAAAUCUCCUCAACCCCCUACGAAGGCGCCUCGUACACCCACCAAGGCUGGAUCGCCGACGAGGACAUGGAAUACCUACUCCUGGACGACGAGCUUGAUGAAUCCGACGGCACAAACCCAGGAAAGUCAGGCCACACCACCACUUACAUCGUCAACAUUUCCAACCUCGCCAAACCGAGGUUCACAGGCUUCUACCAGUCACCCGUCAAGUCAAUCGACCAUAACCAGUACGUCAUCGACGGUCUCGCAUAUCAGUCCAACUAUGGUUCUGGCCUGCGCAUUGUGGAUGUCUCCAGUGUUACCCAGGACGCGACAGGCAAGGGCUUUAAGGAGGUUGGGUUCUUUGACUGCCAUCCCGAGGAUGAUAGUGUUGGCGGUAAGGUUGAGUUUGUCGGCUCGUGGAGUGUGUAUCCAUAUUUCAAGAGCGGGACUAUUGUGCUUAAUAGUAUUGAGCGAGGUCUAUUUGCGUUGAAGUAUAACCCUGAGUAGAGCGGAAUGGCAUACAUAGGGUAACUGUGUGCAACUUUGAAGCUGUUGCGAUUUUGCACAGGGUCUGAUGACCCUGUCAUGGCCGGAAAUUCUUGCAGCAGGAUACUACCGCUUCCUUUUUUUUCCUUGUUUCUGAUGGAAGGUUAUACUCCAUGUAACUAACGGGUCUGAAAUCGCCGGUAGACCAUGCGUGAUAUGAUCAUGAGCUGGAUUUAUGCAUUAAAGGCUGGUCUAGACUUUUCCGGUAUAUAUGAAUUACAAGUAACUGCAUAUGGGUAAAUUUAUUCUAAGCUUGUUGUGGUCUAAACAAUGUAUCAUGCUUUAGAUUUACGAAAUAUGCAACGAAUAAUUCCUAGUUCACUCUGCGCACAUUGAGCGCAACAUGUUAAUUCCAAACAUUGAUAUCUCGCCACCUGAGCCUUAUAAGAUUUCCUCGGGCUGUGCCUCCGUCAACCAAGUAUCG